ACUGAGUCACACAAGCGCAGCCUCUCUCCCCAGCUUCCCAUCGGCCCGAUCAUCAUCCUCAUCAUCGUCGUGGUCUUCAAGCAGGCGCUGCCGGGCCACGUUGCGGAUUGGAACAUUGUUUGCGUUCGUCUCCGGCGGUACUUCGUGUGGAGCGACCGCUGUGGUGUUCUGCAUUGAGGUGACGUUCCAAGCGCCGGGCGCGUGGCAGCGGGAGGAGGAGGAUGAUGAUGAUGAUGAGGAUGCUGCGGAUGAUGAUGAUGAUGAUGGGGAUGGCUCCACGAACCUUGCUCUGCGCCCUGCUCUGCGCCCAGGGUUCGUGCAAGCAGCAGACGUUCCGCGUGCGGCCCGAGAACAGCUCAGUCCCCGAGGGCUCGGCGGCGACCCUGCGAUGCGAGGUGCAGGCCGUGUCCGGGGCCGUGCAGUGGGUCAAGGACGGCCUCCUGCUGGGCCCGCAGCGAGACAUGCCGGGCUUCCCGCGAUACUCCAUGCGGGGAACGCAGGCCAGCGGGCAAUUUAACCUCCACAUCGAGAGCGUGGAACUGGAGGAUGACGGCUGGUUCCAGUGCCAGGCGGGCCGAUCCCCUUCGAGCCAUCCCAUCGCCUCGCCAACCGCGUGGCUCACCGUGCUGAUCCCUCCCCAGCGUCCCGUGAUCUUGGAGCACGUGGGGAGCGACUCCGUGACCUGGGUCGCCGGGGUCGAGGUCACGCUCACCUGCACGGCCACGGAUGCCAAGCCACAUGCACAGGUGCAGUGGCUGAGAGGGGAGGAACCACUGCCCGGUGUGGAGGUCUCCGUGUCCGAGGGGUCACAGCCCAGGCUCUUCGACUCGGUCGCAAUCCUCCGGUUUGUGCCUAAGGCGACGGACAACGGAGUGUCGUUCUCCUGCUCGGCGGUCAACACGGCUCUGGACGCGCCCCGCGUCACCUCGCUACGUGCCAACGUGCACUUCCCCCCGGGCCCGCCCUGGGUGGAGGGGUUGGAGGGUCGCCCGCUGAGGGAGGGCGACGGCCUGAACCUACGGUGCCAGUCUCAGGGGGGCAACCCCCUUGCCACCCUGCAGUGGAGCAAGGGCGAGGAGGUGCUGCUCACCACGUGGGAGAGCGACGAUGUGGCGCUGCCCCCGCUGUCGCGCAGCGUCCUCGCCCUCGCCCUGCGGCCCGAGCACAACCUCGUCACGCUCACCUGCGAGGCCACCAACCUCGUCGCGCCAGCUCCCAUGACCGCCACCGUCACCCUGCGCGUGCUCUUCGGGCCCGCGGAGGUGACGCUGCUGGGCUUCGCCGAGGGCUCCGGCUUGGUGGAGGGCCAGGCGCUGUCGGUGGCCUGCGUCGCCUCCGCCAGCAACCCCCCGCCCACCAUCCGCUGGUGGGCGGGGGGGCGCCAGCUCCAGGCCGACAACGACACCACCUACGAGGAGGGCCCCAACGGGGGCCACGUGACGGUGAGCAACCUGACGUACACGGUGACGCGCGAGCAGAACGGCAUGACCCUGACGUGCGAGGCGGCCAACGAGGCGCUCUUCACCACGCGCUCCGCCACCAGGGUCGUCAAGGUCUACUACCGGCCGGAGCGGGUGUGGAUCGAGGGCUACGAGGAGGGCCGCGUGGUGCCCGCUGGCACCGUGCUGCGCAUCACGUGCUACGCCAGCGGGGGCCACCCUCCCGCCACCCUCCUGUGGACCAAGGGCCCGUCGGUGGUGAGGGGCGGUGAAUACCGCAGUACGGGUAGCCUGGCGUCGCGCGAGAUAUCCGUGGUGGCUGCACCCAGCGACAACGGAGCCCUCUACAGCUGCCUGGCCUCCAACAAAGCGUCGAGCAACAGCGGGGCGCUACGCAACACCACGCGACUCCACGUGCACUUCCCUCCACGCUACGUGAAGGUCACGGAGGCCAAGGAUGGCCCCAUCCACGCGGGCACCACCAUUACCUUCCUGUGCCAGUCGGCCAGCAGCCAUCCGGCCUGCAGCCUCUCCUGGAUCAAGGAUGGGCAGCGGCUACAGGGAGAGGCCGCUGAGAGCCACAAGGCCGAGCACGGAGGUUGGGCCUCGUCGGGGCACAUUGCCCUGGUGCUGUCCUCCAGGGACCACGGCAAGCGGCUCACGUGCCAGGCGACGCACCCCUCGCUCCGCGAGAGAGUCAGCGCCUUCUACAAGUUCCACGUGCUGUUCGCUCCCGAGCUGCAGGAAGGGCAGCCCGUGGCCUUCUCAGUGAUGGAGAAGUCCGCGGCCCUGCUGAAGAUCGUGACGCUCGCAAACCCACCGGAGGUCACCGUGGAGUGGAGCCGAGCUGGGCAGGCCCUCGUGAAGAAGGGGGUGGCGCGCUACGUGCUGAAGGAGGGCGGCUCGCUGGAGGUGUGGAACGUGACGCGCGCCGACGCGGGCGACUACGACGUGCAGAUGACCAACACAGAGGGCACGGGGAGAGGCACCAUUCGUCUUGACGUGCACUACCACCCGUCCAUCCGUCGCACGGUGAGCUCCGUCUACGUGGAGCCCAGCGGCACCGCCGUCAUGGUCUGCACCGCCGAUGCCAACCCGCUGCAGGAGGGCAUGAUCACUUGGAGGUGGAUGUCGGCGGAGGGCCCCGUGCCGCUGCCGGCCCUGCAGGCCUACCACGAGGGUGGCAGCACGCUCACCCUGCCCGCGGUCAACCGCAGCAUGAGCGGCCGCUACGAGUGCACGGUGGACAACGGAGUGCCCCCUCCAGCCCGCGCCAGCGUCCGCCUCUACGUCAAGUUUCGUCCGGAGAUCGUGAAGAGCGCUCACCUGGCCAAGGUGGCUUCGCUCGGUGACGGCACGGCCAACGCCACGCUGCUGUGCCGCGCCGAGGGCGUGCCGCGCGUCGCCUUCAGCUGGGCCAAGAACAACGCGACCCUGGCGAGCCCACACCCCAGGUACCUGGUGAAGAACAAGCUGGAUGGCACGGCGCACGAGAGCCGCCUCGAGGUGGUGAACGCCACGUCGGCGCUGGACUACGCGCUGUUCACGUGCAGCGCGCGCAACGACAUGGGCUCCGACUCGUUCGACAUACAGCUCGUCAGCACCAGCCGCCCCGACCCCCCCACGGACGUGCGAGUGGUCAACGUCACCGACAUCUCGGCGACGCUCACCUGGCAGGCCGGGUUCAAUGGGGGGCUCACGCAGCGCUUCCGUGUCAAGUACCAGGUGCAGGGGGCGCGCAGCGCCCGCUACGUGGACGUGGACCCGCCACAGGCGACCGCCUUCACCGUGGCCGGCCUGCUCCCCAGCACCGGCUACAACCUCUCGGUCAGCGCCUGGAACCGCCUGGGGCACAGCGACUACCACGGGGCGCCCGUCGGGAUCCGCACCACCGUCGGAAUCAAAGACGACUCGGAAAUGAUUGUACCGCCACCUGGUAUGGAUCUUCCCACGUCGGGCACGCUGCUCUCCCUGCCCGUGCUGGUGGCGGUGGCUGCGGCUGCGGCGGCGGCGGCGCUGGCGAACGCCGCCUGCCUGGUCGCCUGCGUCGUGCGCAAGAGGAGAGCCGCUUCCGCCGGAAAGAAUCUGCAAGACUUGGCCGUGGCUCCGAACCGUUACGCUCCCCACGAGGCGCUCAACCCGGCCGCCCGAAGGACGCUGCUCCUCGACAGCUGCUCGGAGCACAGCUACGAGGCCUACGGCACGGGGGGUAGCGAGCUGUACAGCGACAUCACGGGCGGGCGGUCCUCCACCCAAACCACCCAGGAGACGCUGUCUCGCACUGACAGCUACUACAGUGGUACGACGGUGGAGCGCUGGGCCGAGCAGCCCCUGUACGAGGAGGCGUCCACCCCCUCCGACACGGCCCGGCCGCUCUACGGCCGAGCACCGCGCCGUGCCGGACUCCCGGUGGAGCCCAUUGAGGAGGAGCCGUUGGACUUUGACGACGAGGAGACGGAGGAGGCUGUUGGAGUCUCUGAGGACCGGACGCUGCCCUUUGAGAUGCGUGGAGACCUCGUGUAGCCCCCGCUAGCCCCCACCUCUCUCGCCCCCCACUACCCCCCACCCUCCACUACCCCACCCGCACCCCCCCCCCCCCCCGCUGACUCACGGCAGCAAUAAUAACGCUCACAGAUUUGAUUUCAUUGUCAAUUUUUUUUGCAACAAAAAAUAAAGUCGGUAGUGGUUGCCGCUGCUGCUGCACGACCCAACGCCU
Petromyzon marinus (sea lamprey) is the source of this 4155-nucleotide messenger RNA. The record is from RefSeq and is a predicted model, not a curated record. NCBI's taxonomy places the organism in Eukaryota, Metazoa, Chordata, Hyperoartia, Petromyzontiformes, Petromyzontidae.